This is a messenger RNA of Limulus polyphemus (Atlantic horseshoe crab), 1028 nucleotides long. RefSeq names its product substance-P receptor-like. Gene Ontology annotation, molecular function: neuropeptide receptor activity. The transcript is spliced from 6 exons. Gene Ontology annotation, cellular component: membrane. The record is from RefSeq and is a predicted model, not a curated record. Gene Ontology annotation, biological process: neuropeptide signaling pathway. The coding region runs from base 5 to 1018 and encodes 337 amino acids. Lineage: Eukaryota; Metazoa; Arthropoda; Merostomata; Xiphosura; Limulidae.
UCAAAUGACAUGCUUAACAAGUAGUGUUCUUACACUUACUGCAAUAGCCUGCGAUCGUUUCAUUGCCAUUCUGUUCCCGUUUCGAGCCCGCAUCACUAAGCAGCGUACAGGAGUUGUCAUAACAGUGAUCUGGUUGGUCUCCUUAGCCGUAGCCAUUCCGUUCAUAAUUUACAGAGAGUACUACCAGAUUCAGUGGAAAGACUUUGUUGAGGCACAUUGCGGGGAAACUUGGCCACCAGCUAUUGUCUAUGACGAAAAUCUCCAGAAGUGCGUGACAACAUACCCAUCAAAGCAGCUAUACUAUACCUUUGUAGCAGUGACACUGUUUUUCCUUCCUGUAAUAAUUAUGGCGACCGCUUAUUUUUUGAUAAUAUGGAAGCUUUGGGUAUCUGAGGUACCCGGCGAAAGAAACCCAGUCAAUAUUAGUGUUCAACAUCGAUCUAUGAAAAAGGUUAUCAAGAUGGUUUGUGUCGUACUUAUAGCUUUUGUUGCUUGCUGGCUACCUUUACAAGUUAUCAUCCUGUAUUCUCAGUUUAUACAUUCUAGCACAGAAAUUGGAGAGCUUCCGGAGUGGUUUUCGGAUGUUUCGUACUUUGCCAAUUUCUUCGCCUAUUUCAACAGCGCACUGAAUCCAAUCAUCUAUGGAGGGUUUAAUAGUAACUUUCGGAAAAGCUUUUAUGUCGUCAUGAAGUGUGGAUGUACAAAUUCGCAGACUCAAAGGCGUCGUUAUCUAGCCUCAGGAAUUUCCAAAACAUCCAGAUCAACUUUUACCUCAACGUUUUCCUGUAGUCUAGCUCGUAGGAAAUGGCUUACAAAUAGAGAGAGUAGAAGAGAGAAUGGAGGCAGGUUGAGAACUGGCAUUGAUAUUGAACAUGGAGACACGGAAAAUCAGAACUUAUCGACUUUUAAUAGCGCUUUAUACAUGUCCACAAGAAAACGCCCGAGUUCAGAAGGCGACAACUUGAAGAAUGAAUGUCUGAAGAGUUCCACGAACAGAAAAUUUGAAGAACAAGUUUAGCUGUUUAAAA